GUGCGGCGUCACUUCCGCUACUUCCGCUUCCGGUCGCGAGCGGCCAUUUCCACUCCUUCCGAGCGACGUCCCGGCCGAGGCCAGGGCCUCUCUCGAGUCGGCUGCGCUCCUUGAGGGCUGGCGAGAUCGAGGAGCCGCAGCCAUGACUGAGGCUGAUGUUAAUCCAAAGGCCUACCCCUUGGCAGAUGCCCACCUCACCAAGAAACUAUUAGACCUUGUUCAGCAGUCAUGUAACUACAAGCAGCUUCGGAAAGGAGCCAAUGAAGCCACCAAAACCCUCAACAGAGGCAUCUCUGAGUUCAUUGUGAUGGCUGCAGACGCAGAGCCCUUGGAGAUCAUCCUGCAUCUUCCACUGCUGUGUGAAGAUAAGAAUGUGCCGUAUGUGUUUGUGCGCUCCAAGCAGGCCCUGGGACGGGCCUGUGGGGUCUCCAGACCUGUCAUUGCCUGUUCUGUCACCAUCAAAGAAGGCUCACAACUGAAACAACAGAUCCAGUCCAUUCAGCAGUCCAUUGAAAGGCUCUUAGUCUAAACCAGUGGCCGCUGCCACACUCCCCUGUGACUCGUCCCUCUGGGGUUGCAUAUCAUACUGUCUGUGUUAGCAUGUAGUAUUGCCAGCUACUACCCUCUAUUGUUAUAAAAUAUUGUAGUACUAAAUCUGGUUUUUGCAUUUUUGUAUUGGCUUUUGUUUGUUUUACAGGUCAUCGUCCCUCUCUCUGCCACCCAGUUUCCCCUUUAGAACUCUGUCUGCCAUUUUACCCUCCCUUUUGGAAAAUGAACUAAUGCCUAGAACAGGUGGAAGCAGAGUGAUGACACCAUCCAAAGGCAGGGAAGAGCCAGGUUAGAGAUCUGGUUUUAGCUUCCAGGCACUAAGUUACUGUUGUAUGCAGGGCGUGAUGGAAAUAAGUGCCAACCCCUUUGUAGCCUUUGUGCCCAGCAUACAAAAUAUUCCCCAUGCUUGCUCUCUGGGAGUAUGUAUCACUGGGGAGGAAGCAUGUAUUCUGUGAGGUCGUUAAGUGUGUGUCCAAGUGCCCUUUGCUAAUGUACCCUUGCUGUUUGCUGCGGUAAUGUGUUAUGUUCCCCACCCCCAACUCCCAGCCGUGUCCCUGAUGGUGGCAGGGCAGCAGUAUACCAGAGAGAGGUGCUGCACAAUUCCAGUGGUAACCUGGGCGAGUGAGACAUGGGGAGUUGACCUAGAAAGGAGUCUGGAGUGGCAAGGAAAAAGAGGGGUCACCUGGUGCUGGAAUGAAUGAUUCUGAGCAACUCGUGGAGACCUAACUAGAAGCUGCAGCAGAUGGUGGGACCCAAGGAAACAUUCUCUCUCUGGUGAAUGGCGAUUUCUUCAGUGGACACUUGGCACCAGCUCUGAGAGUCUGUUUCCUGCCACAGUAUGGGUCAAAUGUAUGUAUGCUUUAUCACAUCAGGACAGUGCAAAUGUGUCAUUCUUGUGAGUGUCUUAAUAAAUAUAUUCAUAUGCCAGUUUUUAAAAA
Manis pentadactyla (Chinese pangolin) is the source of this 1487-nucleotide messenger RNA. It is a transcript of the gene SNU13, whose product is annotated as small nuclear ribonucleoprotein 13. Gene Ontology annotation, cellular component: small-subunit processome; nucleolus; box C/D methylation guide snoRNP complex. Gene Ontology annotation, molecular function: RNA binding. NCBI's taxonomy places the organism in Eukaryota, Metazoa, Chordata, Mammalia, Pholidota, Manidae. The record is from RefSeq and is a predicted model, not a curated record. Gene Ontology annotation, biological process: mRNA splicing, via spliceosome; maturation of SSU-rRNA; ribosome biogenesis. Bases 143 to 529 code for a protein of 128 amino acids. The transcript is spliced from 3 exons.